Molecule: messenger RNA, 3076 nt
Organism: Drosophila hydei
Lineage: Eukaryota; Metazoa; Arthropoda; Insecta; Diptera; Drosophilidae
Gene: D12
Exons: 2
Coding region: 176-3043 (955 amino acids)
Biological process (GO): chromatin remodeling; regulation of transcription by RNA polymerase II
Cellular component (GO): NuA4 histone acetyltransferase complex
Molecular function (GO): histone binding
Source: RefSeq, a predicted model, not a curated record
GCUAGCCACAACACAAACAUUUUGCGCGUUUAUUUAUUAAGUUUGGUCAUUUAGUACCAAUAACAGCAUAAAUGUGCAAAACAAAUCAUACAAAUAUCUUUCAGCUGUUUUAUUUUGAGCCCAGGUGAUAUAAAGCCUUAAGGUGUGCUAUCACAACAAUAGCGUCCAGACGCACAUGGAGAAUUUGACGGCGUCGCCGACGAAAUCGACGACAACGCCAAAGAAACGAAGGCACAGCGAAUAUCAUGAUCCCGAUUAUAGUUUUGGAUACGAAAAUCACCCAACCGCCACUGCGGGCAAAGAAAAGAAGCGCAUUAAGCUCGAGCAAGAAUACCAACAGGAUGAAGACAACCAGAAUCAGCGGGCUGAGAGAAGCAAAACGCCUCAAAUUGCUUUUAAUGUUGACAGCGUGGCGCAACUGAAGCGUUUUGAGGAAAUCGUACGCGCGGAAUUCCAAAAGGAGUUAACCACAAAGGAACAGCAGUUGAAUGAGAUUGAUGCACGGUUGUAUCAAGCACGUCAGCUGCUGGACAAGCUGCGAUACCAUGUGGUUAGCGAGUACUAUAAGAAACAACAGGUGCCAUUGACAGCUGCAGAUGUGUCUAAGGUGCGAUCCAGCGACUCAUUGUUUGGUGAUGGGCUUGAACGAGCUGGAGCCCAACUGCCACUGCAUCCAGCGGUCAAGAAAAUAGUUGGCAAGCGGCCAGCUCCUCUACAGUUAAAUCUGCCAGAGCGCACGGCCGCGACGCUGGCCAAGCAGACGAUUCGCCUACGUAAUCCCGCAAAUCGUCGGGCGGAGCGUAGACGACAGCAGAAAAUUCGCGAACAGGGCAUUGUUACGGAUCAUACACAAGAGCACAAGAAGGAAGCGGAUGUGGCUAGGCAUGAGGAACAUCCGUGCACUAGCAAGCAGGCAUACACAAAUCAAACUGAGCUUGGCGAUUCCUCAGUGGCAGCGCUUAAUGCGUCGCGCUUGAACAACAAGAACAAGUUUCACUUUGUGGUGGGCAACACCUCAAAGUAUCUAGGCGGCGCUGACUUGGACACUCGAAAUGGCCAAUCCCUUGCAUACAAAUGGCUUGUCUACAUUCAGGGAAAAAAUCUACCUCAACCACUGGAGACGUACAUAAAAAAGGUGCGCUUCCAAUUGCAUCACUCAUACCGGCCCAACGAUAUUGUGGACGUUCACUCUCCACCCUUUCAGCUGACACGUCGUGGCUGGGGCGAGUUCCCCAUGCGCAUUCAGCUAUAUUUCCAAGAGCACCUUCAGCAGAAACCAGUUCAGCUAAUGCACAACAUUGUGCUGGACAAGACCAUGUGCGGCCUGCACACCAUGGGAAGCGAGACAACUGUAGAGGUUUGGCUGCGUGCAGAUGUACCUGUAAUAGUUCCCAUUACGCCUUCGCCAACGUCAACGCCAAAAGCUGUUAAAAUGGAGCUACCAGCAACAGUCGGUGCUGGAAAUGAACCUCUUUCACCUGAUAAUAAUUCCAAACCGCGCACCAUUUCAAUAACGCAGAAUAAAGAAGAUCUGGAUGAUAAUCUCUUUGCAUGCAUCAAUAAGAUCGAGUUAAGCGACGAUAUUGACCUUAUCGAGCCGACAGUGCCUGUCUCGGAGCUUUUAAAGUUGAGUAGCCCGAAAAAGAAAGAAACACCUGCAGUCGAAACCCCGAAUAAAACGCCACUGAGCCAUAAUUCCAUUGACACAAUACCUGCUAUGAGUUCCAGUCUGCCCGCAGCUCUUCCUACCAUAAAUGGAAGCGGCAAAAGGCCAACAGCAAUGGCUGCACAACUGCGCAAAGGAAAUCCAACAUCGCAAUUUAAAAACGUAGUAUUUCAAAAAGAAGGCAAACUAUAUAUCAUCGAUCCGCUGCAAUCAAAGCUAAAGCAGGCUGCCAAGCAGCAGUCGCUGCUUAAGCCGCAACUUAGCUUGCUCAAACAGCCAACACAACAGCUCUCCAAGCGAUGGCACUUCCUGCAGUGCAUCCAAAACGAUCAUGGCUAUGCCAAUAUGAGCAGCAAUGAAGUGCCUCCAGUGCCCGCACCUCUAAGCCAGCGCCUGACUCUCGAGCAUCUCUUCGGCAGUAUUCCCUUUCAGAGUAUGCGAAGUGCUGUGGAGUUUUUGCUUCGACGGCUACCAUUAGCAAACGCUUUGGGCAAUGGCAAUGGCAACGAAUUUCCCUUUGGUAAUCAUACACUGUCAGCAUUCCAAGCUCAGCCCGCUUUGCGUCAGCGGUUCUUCGAAUUUAUGCGUGGUCGAUCUUUGUCACGCUGCAUGCGUCAACAUAUACGCCUCCAGCAUUUGCACAGCAGCGGAAAAGAGUCAUUCUGGAGUACGCGGGAGAUUGUGGCAUUUGCACGUCUACAUGGAUAUACGCCGCCUUUAAAAAUGCUUUGUGUUUCUAGACAGAAGCCUGCCUCGGCGGCCAUGCCAUUAUCGGAGCGCGUGCAACAACAGCUGCAAGAGGAUCCUCAGCCGCAACUAUUAGGAUACUGCAGCCUCAGCUCAAGGUCCAGCGUAGAUAGCUGGCUAUCAAAACGGAUAGCAAGAAUGCAAUGCCGCGAACAAAGAUUAGAGGCAGAGGAGCUAAUCGAUGUGGUCAAUCUUUUCCCUGCCAGCUCUGAGAUUCAGCGAUCUAAGAACUCAUUCGACAUUAAAUUAAACCAACAUUUGCUGUAUUUACCGCCACCUGAGGAGUUGGAUGCUGCCACACAGCUCGUGAAGGACAUGUGCAAAGAUGUUGGCAUCAUCCUGCAUGCAGAACAGAGCGUGCCAGGUGUUUCCCAGUCGCUAGCUCUCACGCUCUUGGCACAUGUGCUUCGAAUGUUUAUAGAAAAGUUGGUGCGUCGCACCGUUGCCGCAAAACUGCUGCAGCAACAACAACCAAACGCAAUUGAGACGCUGCCAGCUCCGGCUGCCAAUCUGGAAAUGGCCUUGUUACCUCACGACAUCGGACGUAUAAUCGCAAAGAGUGCGGAGCUGGAUUUUCUCGGGAAUUCUUAUCUUGGCAUUGAUCAGAAGGACUCGCAGUCCGACUCUUAAUUUGCCUAGUGUAUUACAUUUAUGUAAUUACGA